Messenger RNA from Ostrinia furnacalis (Asian corn borer), 641 nucleotides. RefSeq names its product ribosomal protein L14 (gene RpL14). Lineage: Eukaryota; Metazoa; Arthropoda; Insecta; Lepidoptera; Crambidae. Gene Ontology annotation, molecular function: structural constituent of ribosome; RNA binding. Gene Ontology annotation, biological process: ribosomal large subunit biogenesis; translation. The transcript has 2 exons. The record is from RefSeq and is a predicted model, not a curated record. The coding region runs from base 110 to 610 and encodes 166 amino acids. Gene Ontology annotation, cellular component: ribosome; cytosolic large ribosomal subunit.
CUAUUUAUAAACUGGCAACAUUUUUCUUAACAGGUGUCACAAUUGUCAAUCUUGCGGAAACGAUUCUUUUCGUAGGUCUUUUCCACAGUGAAGACGUUUUGAGGACGUCAUGCCAUUCGCAAGGUUUGUAGAACCAGGGCGUGUUGCCCUGGUGGCCGACGGUCCCUUGAAGGGAAAGCUUGUCAGUGUGGUCGACGUCAUUGACCAGACCCGCGCGCUUGUUGACGGUCCCGGCAGCGGUGUCGCCCGCCAGCAGAUCCGCCUGAACCAACUGCACCUUACAAAAUUCCGUCUCAGCUACCCAUUCACAGCCCCCACACGUGUUGUAAGGAAAGCGUGGACAGACGCCAAACUGAAUGAGAAAUGGGCUGAAAGCCAGUGGGCACAGAAGCUCGCCAACAAGGAAAGGCGCGCACAGAUGACAGACUACGACAGAUUCAAGCUCACAGCAGCCCGCGUGAAGAGGAAUCGCGCGAGAACAGCGGUGUUCAAGAGCAUGAAGGUUAAGGCGGCGCGCGCCGGCACCUUCGGCAAGAAGAAGAUCCCCAAGACUCCUGCUAAGAAGCAGCGCACCAAGAAGCCCGCCCAGAAGAAGCCGGCUAAGAAGUAAUUCUUUGUGUCUGAAAGUUACAGUGUAAGGA